This is a messenger RNA of Sparassis crispa, 1281 nucleotides long. RefSeq names its product Argininosuccinate synthase. Gene Ontology annotation, molecular function: ATP binding; argininosuccinate synthase activity. The transcript has 9 exons. The record is from RefSeq and is a predicted model, not a curated record. Gene Ontology annotation, cellular component: cytoplasm. The coding region runs from base 1 to 1281 and encodes 426 amino acids. Gene Ontology annotation, biological process: urea cycle; L-arginine biosynthetic process. NCBI's taxonomy places the organism in Eukaryota, Fungi, Basidiomycota, Agaricomycetes, Polyporales, Sparassidaceae.
AUGUCUGAGAAAAAGGGCCGCGUUCUGCUUGCUUACUCAGGGGGUCUCGAUACAUCCUGUAUCCUUGCCUGGUUGAUCGAACAGGGAUAUGAGGUCUACGCGUUCAUGGCCGAUGUUGGUCAAGAGGAGGAUUUCGAGGCUGCACGGAAGAAAGCGCUUACUGUGGGCGCCAAGAAGUUUUUCCUCGAAGAUCUUAAGCGUGAAUUUGUGACCGAACUUAUCUACCCCGCCGUUCAAGCUAACUGUAUCUACGAGAAUGUAUACCUAUUGGGUACAUCCCUCGCUCGCCCUGUGAUUGCUCGAGGCAUGAUGGCCAUCGCAGACAAGGAGGGUUGCGAUUUUGUAUCGCACGGAUGCACAGGGAAGGGCAACGACCAAGUGCGCUUUGAGCUGGCUUUCUACGGCCUGAAGCCCGAUAUCAAGGUCGUUGCUCCAUGGCGUAUCCCCGAGUUCUACAAUCGAUUCCCUGGACGACAAGCUCUUCUAGCCUAUGCUGCCGAAAAGAAUAUCCCUGUUCAGCAGACCGCCUCGAAGCCCUGGUCGACAGACGAGAAUCUCUUUCACAUCUCGUACGAGGCGGGCAUCUUGGAGGAUCCCGACACCACACCUCCUGUGGACAUGUGGAAGCUGACCACAGCCCCGGAGAACGCACCUGUUAUUCCGGAGCGCAUCUCGAUCCAAUUUGAGCGCGGUCUCCCUGUGAAGGUGACGGUGCCUGGGGAGGGCAAAACGUAUACGGAUGCCGUGGACGUGUUCAACGCACUGAACGCGCUAGCCCGUAAGCAUGGCAUCGGUCGUAUUGACAUCGUCGAGAACCGCUUCAUUGGCGUUAAGUCACGGGGCUGCUACGAAUCACCCGCAGCGACAAUCCUCCGCAUCGCGCAUAUGGACAUCGAGGGCCUCACGCUCGACCGCAAUGUCCGUGCGCUCCGGGACCAGUUUGUCACAAUCGAGCUCAGCAAGAUAUUGUAUAACGGCCACUGGUUCACGCCUGAGAGGGAAUUCGUGAUCAGCGCGAUCCCCAGCAGCCAGCGCACCGUUAACGGUGUGGUGAGGCUCAAGCUUUACAAAGGCAAUGUCGUGGUGGAGGGUCGGUCAUCAGACGAGGGCUUGUACGAUGAGAAGCAGUCGUCCAUGGACGAGCUCGGCGGUUUCGAGCCCACUGACACGACCGGUUUCAUCCAGAUCGAGUCCAUUCGCAUCAAAAAGUGGGCGCAAGCCAACAUCCGUAAAGGCCAGGCUGGCGUUACGCCCAAAGACGUCUACGGCAGUCGCGUGUAA